AUGGCGAACCCUCUCGAUACCGACGCUGGCUCUGAGCUCUUUAGCUCUUACGAGGCCGAGUUCAAGCUCAUCCAGGCUGAUCUGACGCAAAAGUUGGACCAGAUUCCCGAGUUGGCGGGUGAGCCUCGAAAGGCCGCCAUCAGCCAGGCUGAGCGAGCCCUUGAGGAGCUCGAUGAACAGCUUGCGGCAAUGCGCCUGGAGAAGCAAAACAUUCCCACCAGCUCUCGCACCAAGGUCAAUCAACGCCUCCGAAAUUACGAGUCCGACACAGAUGGCGCCCGUCGCAAGUUGACAACCCUCUCUUCCGACCGUUCAGCUCUUUUCGGAUCGCGAUACACAGACGACCCCGCUGGAUCAUCCGAUAUUCAUAUGGAGCAGCGCCAGCAGCUGCUCUCUGGUACGGACCGACUUGAUCGCAGCACCCAGCGCUUGAAGGCCAGCCAGGCCCUUGCCAACGAGACGGAGGCAAUCGGCGCAGACACUCUGGCCAAUCUCGGCAGACAACGAGAGGUUAUCGAGAACACACACGGCCGACUACUCGAGAGUGAGGGUUACGUGGACAGGAGUAUCAAGACGCUAAGGGGAAUGGCGCGUAGCCACAGGUCUCGCAUCUCCCUCAUCUCAAAGAGCGAUAUUCGCUAUGUUGGCACCCUCCACGAGAUCAACUCGGACGAAUCCACAGUAUCUCUCGAGAAUGUGAGAUCAUUCGGAACGGAAGGCCGCAAAGGUCGACCCGAGGAGGAGAUUGCUCCCUCGGACCAAGUUUACGAGUACAUUGUCUUCCGUGGAAGCGAUGUCAAGGACUUGAGGAUCGAGGAGCACCCCAGCAUCAAGGAGAACAAGCCUCCAGCUGUCCCCGAUGACCCUGCUAUCGUUGGAGCUCGAGCUCGCCCUGGUGCUCAGGGUCCCAACCAGAACGCUCCUCCUGCCGGCGCCUUCGGCCAAGGCCCUUACCCACCCAACAACUUCUAUGGUGGUCCACCACCUGGCAACUGGGGCCGUGGCGGUGCCCCAGGACCUGGACCCGGACCUGGCCCCAACUUUGGCAACAUGCCGUACCCUCCCCCUCCCGGCUGGUUCCCUCCCGGUCAAGGCUUCCCACCUGGUGGUCCCAACGGCCCUGGAGGCCCUGGACCUUGGAACUACCCCUUCCCUCCUGGCCCCGGUGGUCCUGGUGCCCCUGGCGCCCCCGAGGGCCCUCAGAACCAACGUACUACCCCCAGCUCUGGCCCUUCACAGGACUCGAAGCCGGCUCCUAUCGGUCCUGGUGCCGACAGGGCCAAGGCGGCCACGCCAAGUGGACAAGCUGCGCCCCCUACUGAGCCGAAGUCUCUGGCUCAAGGUGUUCGUCAACCUGCCCAUGCUCCUACUCCUCCCGUCGACUCGAAGCCCUCGGUUGAGGAGGUCAAGCAGGCGGCUGCCGGUCUUGCCGCCAAUGGACAAACCAAGCCCGAGGAUGCUAAGCUUUCUGCUCCCACUGGACCCAAGAACCACCGGAUCACUCCCGUUAUUCCCUUGACUGGAUCUACUGCCAAGCCAUUCUCGCUUCCUGGUGUCGGAGGAGACGCCGCUAACAAGGCUCCCGUGACUGCCGCGCCUGGUAAUGUACAGGACGCAACCAAUGCCGCCCGAGCUGCGGUGGCAGUUGCCAUGGCUCAGCUGGGUAACGGUGGCGGAAAUGCUAUGGACAACCUGACCAAGAAGGUCAACGAGAUGAGAGUUAACGCUGUUUCGCGAGGUGGACCCGCCAGUCGGGGGCGUGGUCGUGGUGGCCGACCUGCCACUGCCAAGGUCGAGGUGCCUGAUUCUGAUUUUGACUUUGCUCAGUCCAAUGCCAAGUUCAACAAGCAGGAGGUUGUUAAGGAGGCCAUUGCUGGCUCCCCUCUGACAGAGACGCCCGAAGGACCUAUCAUCGAGGGCCCCGAGCCUACGACGACCGAUGAUGUUCCUGUUGCCUACAACAAGUCGAGGUCUUUCUUCGACAACAUCUCCAGCGAGUCCAGAGAGCGAGCCGAGAAUGGUGGCCAGAAGCCUGGUGGUCGCGAAUGGCGGGGCGAGGAGCAGCGAAAGAACAUGGAGACCUUUGGCCAAGGUAGUGUUGACGGUGGUUACCGCAACUACCGGGGCCGAGGCCGUGGACGUGGCCGGGGUGGUCGCGGUUAUGGACGAGGCGGUCGAGGAGGAAACCGACCUCAGUACCAGACGACACCUGCCGCCCAAUAA
Molecule: messenger RNA, 2223 nt
Organism: Fusarium vanettenii 77-13-4
Lineage: Eukaryota; Fungi; Ascomycota; Sordariomycetes; Hypocreales; Nectriaceae
Exons: 5
Coding region: 1-2223 (740 amino acids)
Biological process (GO): intracellular protein transport; P-body assembly; vesicle-mediated transport
Cellular component (GO): P-body; membrane
Molecular function (GO): mRNA binding
Source: RefSeq, a predicted model, not a curated record